CAACGUCAGCCGCAACCAACUCAAAGGAUCAAUUUCAGAAGAGCUCGCAGGCGCCACUUCUCUUCAAGUGCUGGACCUGUCGCACAACCAGCUUGAUGGCAACUUCGAGGAUUUGCCAUCUUUCUAUUUUAAUGAUAUCAGAUACAUGGACCUCUCAUACAACGAGUUUGAAAGUGCAGUUCCAUGGCACGUCACACUGAUGUCACGCUUAGAACAUCUUGACUUCAGAGGCAACACAAUUGUGGUACCCCUACCUGACGCCAUCUCAAACCUGCAAUCUCUCUCAUUCCUAGGGCUGAGCAACAGCACAGUUGAGGACUUGCCUCUCGUUCUCUCCUUUACAAGCCUCAAGCACUUGUCGCUGGGUGGCUCCGGCAUCACAUCGCUGCCCAACAAGCUCAGCCUACUCACUGGCCUCACCUCAUUGAACGCCUCUGGCAUUGGUCUCACCGGCCCAUUUCCGCCUUCUGUCCUCAACCUCCCUAGCCUUGUUUACCUCAACUUGUCGAACAACUACAUAAGUGGCAGCAUACCGGAUAAGCUAACCUCUUUUCUCAAUCUCGAAGCACUGAGCCUCGAGAGCAACAGGCUUCAAGGCGAUGUUCCAGGGAAGCUCCUCACGCUGCCCGUGCUCAAGACACUGAUCCUCCGUAGCAACGCUCUUACGGGCAUCACCCCCCCUGGGCCCAUCAGAGCGCCAUUCAUCGAGAUCCUUGACCUGGGCUACAACAGGCUGGCAGCCAUGCCAGACUCACUCUUCUCCCUCACCACCCUCCAGCAACUGUACUUGAAUGGCAACGUCAUACCAGGCACUAUCCCAAUGACGUUUUCCGUUCUUGUCAAUCUUGACACCCUGUGGCUCAACAACAAUCAGCUGUCAGGGGCCAUCCCCCCCCUUGUCGUUGCCAUGCCCUGGCUUCGGAUGCUGAACCUGGGUAGGAACCUGCUGAAGGGGGAGAUCGAGAGCAGUGUGUUUCAGAGCUCAGACAGGGUGAUCUUCGCCCGCCCUUCAGCAUCCCGAGCGGCAACGGCUGCUGUGGCUGGUCCCCCAGCCGUUGGUGGUCCACUGCAGCUGGAGAGCCUGUGCCUGAGCGACAACUUCCUGAGCGGCUCCCUUCCCGAUUCACUCAUGACUCUCAAACGCCUCAAAGACCUUCAGCUUCAGAACAACCAAUUAAAUGGGUCCAUUCCCAUUGUUGCCCCGUUAACCGCCCUCACGAAUCUUCGUCUAGCAGACAACAACUUCACAGGCACCAUUCCACAAACCAUUGGCGGCCUCCUGCUGCUCGAGCACCUGGACCUGAGUGGCAACCGCCUCAGCGGAGAGAUUCCCGAAACCUUCACAGGCCUUGUCAAGCUCACAGUCAUCAACCUGCGGGACAACCAGCUCACAGGGCGUCUGCCCGACCCGCCACCCAACAUCGUGCAGUACCAGCUCGACAAGAACUUCUUCACUCAGGGCUUCUCCUCCCCGCCCAACUGCGCCGUUGUCUCCGUCCGCGCCAACUGCGUCCCCCAGACCGACCCCUCGCUCACCUGCCCGGGAGACAAGCAGAGGCUUCCAGAGGUCUGCUCGUCCUUCUGCGGCCUCUCUGCCUCAGACCCUCCCUGCAACGGCCACGGAGAAUGCCUCCUGGAGGGCCCGAACAAGGUUCCGGUGUGCCAGUGCUACGAGGGGUUUCAGAUCGGGGAGUACAGGGGCAGCUGCGUGCCUGUGGUGGGUGGGUCGGCGCUCAUAUCACUCCAGCCUGUGGAGGUGCCGGCUGCGCUGACUGCGACUGGGAGUGCGAGCGUGGAUGGGGUGGCAAAGUCCUUCACUCUCACGCCCCUGCAGGCGGGCACGACUGGAGCAGUGUUCCUGUCGGAAAAGGUGCCGCUCUUCUCCUACCAGCUCAUUGCUGACGGGUGCGGCCGCGAGCUUGCCUUCUCCUCCUCCUUCUCCUUCACUCUCACUCGUUCUGCCGCGGCCGGCGGCUCUGAAGGGUUUGCCUUUGUGGUGGCCUUUGAUGCCACGGCCCCAGCAGAGGUCGUGGCAGGCGGCAUGGGGUACGCGGGAAUGGCCGCUCGCAGCGUGGCAGUGGAGUUUGACACGUGGCAGGAUGGGGGAGCCAGCGGCAGUGGCGGCAGCAGCGGGACCAGCAGAAGCAGAAACAACAGCGGCGGCGGCGCCGGUGGCGGCGGCAGCGGCGGCGAACCCGGUGGGAACCACGUCGGAAUGAACGUGCACGGCAGCGCGUUGUCUGUUGCCACAGCUGCUGCCCCCACACCGCUCAAUGACGGCACUCCAAAGUACGCCUGGAUCGAAUACGACCCCUCCAUUCCUGCUGACGCCGCUGCUCCUGCAGCUACUGCUGCUGCCGCCGCUGCUGCUGCUGCUGCUGGUUCCCUGCGCCUCUUCCUCUCCUCCAGCCUCUCCCCGCGCCCGUCCAAGCCGCUGCUGUCAACGCGCGUGUCCCUGUGUGACGUUCUCCAGCCCACGCGCCUGGCGAGCACGUUUGCGGUGGGCUUCACUGCAGCAUCGGGCAGCCAGGCGCAGAGGCACGCCGUCUCGUCGUGGAACUUCACCACACGUGAGUGUGGGUGUGUCAAAUGCAUCCACUUUCCCUCACCGAAAAUGCCUUCCUCACAUCACAUCACAGCGGCGCCACUAGGCCUGCGGGUGAGCGAGGCGGCCAUCAGCCCGGCAGCGUCGGGCAUGAACCUGCUCUUCCGCUACGCCAGCUCCGGCAUCCUGCCGCCGCCGCAGGAGGGCAACGACCACAGGAACCAAUACGAAGUGCGCGUCACAUCCACGUGGCUCCUCCAGGACCUCUUCUGGCCCGUCAAGACGCAGACUGCCUGCGGCGACUGCUGGGCGUAUGCGGUGGUGGGCAGCAUAGAGGCGGCCUACAGCAUAAUGGCAAACCUCUCGGUGGCGCCGCAGCUGUCAGCGCUGCAGCUGCGCUCCUCCAUGCGCGCCGACUGCCAGGGCGGCUCGCCCUCCCAGGCCUUCGCCUUCCUCCUCAAAGCUGCCCGCAGCAAGGCAGUGGUCCGGGGGAGGAAUGUCACUGUGAAUCAACAGGAGAGGCGACUUCUUUGGAGGCAUCUCAACGACGGUGGGGGCCACAGCAAGGCGUUGGUUUGGAGGGGGGCAACUGCGAACACGAAGCAGGAGAGGAGUCGGCUUUGCAUGGCUCCGUUUGUUUCGCUCCUUAAACUGCUUGGGAUCACCUGCGAUGGGAAGGGUGCCACUAAGGUAUGCCUGCCUGGUCAUGUGGUUUCUCCUGAUACUCCUGAUAUCCUCCACCAUCUUUUUCGUUCUGUUUUCUCUCCUUUCUUCCCUUCCUGUCUCUAA
This is a messenger RNA of Closterium sp. NIES-65, 3334 nucleotides long. The record is from the annotation of a GenBank genome assembly. NCBI's taxonomy places the organism in Eukaryota, Viridiplantae, Streptophyta, Zygnematophyceae, Desmidiales, Closteriaceae.